This is a messenger RNA of Nannospalax galili (Upper Galilee mountains blind mole rat), 1485 nucleotides long. RefSeq names its product neuropeptide S receptor. Gene Ontology annotation, biological process: neuropeptide signaling pathway; positive regulation of release of sequestered calcium ion into cytosol. The record is from RefSeq and is a predicted model, not a curated record. NCBI's taxonomy places the organism in Eukaryota, Metazoa, Chordata, Mammalia, Rodentia, Spalacidae. Gene Ontology annotation, molecular function: neuropeptide receptor activity. Bases 1 to 402 code for a protein of 133 amino acids. Gene Ontology annotation, cellular component: membrane; cytoplasm. The transcript has 4 exons.
AUGACAUUCAUUAAGGUUGUACCUUCGAAGCGCAGCAGUGUGAAUGGCAAACUGUGUACCAGCUACAACCGAGGGCUCAUCUCGAAGGCAAAAAUCAAGGCCAUCAAGUACAGCAUUGUAAUCAUUCUUGCCUUCAUCUGCUGCUGGAGCCCAUACUUCCUCUUCGACAUGUUGGACAAUUUCAACCUCCUUCCAAACACCAAGGAACGAUUCUAUGCCUCUGUGAUCAUCCAGAACCUGCCAGCCCUGAACAGCGCCAUCAACCCCCUCAUCUACUGCAUCUUCAGCAGCUCCAUCUACUUCCCCUGCAGGGAGCAAAGAGCACAGGAUUCCAGAAUGACUUUGCGAGAGAGAAGCGAGAGGCAUGAGAUGCAGAUUCUGUCCAAGCCAGAAUUCAUCUAAACCCUGGGACAAUGCCAGUGCUAGGCUGAGCCCUCUCAGCUCUCCUGGAUCUCCAUCACCAGUCUGUGCAUGUGCAUGGAGCCUGAGGCAGCUCCUCCUUCCUAUCCCUGCAUCACCUAGGGGGUGCACAAGGCAAACUUUCUAGUGAGGGCAUGCCACCUUAAUGUAAGCAUUAGCCAACAUGAACUCCUCUAUUCUUUAUGUCAUUUAGGAAAGACACCUCCCUCUUCCUUGCCACUCCCAGAUCUCCUUCUCAUAUCUCAGUGCCAGCAGUGGCUGUAGGUCUUCAUGAACUGAACAGACAGGCAGAAAAAAAUGGAGGGUGAUCUGUGAGUCUUCUAAUUAAAAUUUUGAAAGAAAAAUUGUUUAAAUUAGACUUUCCCCCCAAGUUUUGGAUUGGAUAUUUGCUGGGUGUUUGUCCCUGAAAUGCCAAGAAACUCAUUCCCAGGCACUGGCACUGUGCACAUCCUCUGUGUACAGAAGGAGGUGUUGGCAGCAGGAAGUCCCAAAGCCCGCUGCAUCAACAAGUGAUGUCUGGAACCGACACAGCCCAGCUCCCAGUCCUGCAUAACAAGGUCACUAGGUAACCGUGUUCUCUGAGAAGUUAAAAAUCAUAUUAAAUAGCUAUGGUCCCUUGAUUGUGAAUCCCAGAGAGUUGAGACUUGGAACUGACAGGUCUUUGAGUCUCUCUAAAGGCACCUUUCCCCACAUUCAGUGCUCAAGCCACUCUGAGAUUGAUUUCUCAUACCUAAGGGACACUCCUUCCCCCUUUCACUGGCUGGGAGCAGGGCUCCCAUGGCUUUUCCAGCAUGAUGUUUUUGUAAGCUCUUUAUCUUCUUUGUAUGUUGCAGCCUUUGUCUAUCUAACACCUCUGCUGGGAAGUACUGGUGGAGCUUAUUUUGACAGGUCGGGAGUUUGGUAUUUAUAAGUAUAAUCCAAGUGAAAUAUGACUAAAUGUUUUCCAGUCAGUUUUUUUCUUCAGAUUUUGCCAUAAGUGGAAAUGGGAUAAUUUAAUUUGAUUAUGUGUACAUCCCCACCCACAGCUCUGGGAUGCGCGUGAGCACCUUAUUUUUAGCUUCUCAU